CUCUGUGGUGUUUCAGAGCCUUUAAAUUAACUCGAUCAAUCAGCUCCAAACACAGUCCCCGCCCCCCCUGUGCGCAUGCGCAGAGCGGCGUAGGGAGCUGUCCGUGUCAGUCGGUGCUGGAGUGUUUUCAUUGAAGCUGCUUCUUCCCCCCGGUCCACAGAAACAGACGGGAGCGAUGGAGGAAGAGUUAAAAUGCCCCGUUUGCGGUUCCCUCUUCAAGGACCCCAUCCUGCUGCCGUGCUCCCACAAUGUCUGCCUGGCCUGUGCUCGGAACAUCACCGUCCAGACCCCGGACGGAGAGACCCCGGUGCAGAGCCGAGCCUCUGGCAGCUCUGACUACGACUACCUGGACAUGGACAAGAUGAGCCUGUACAGCGAGACGGACAGCGGGUACGGCUCCUACACACCGUGCCAGCUCAAGAGUCCAAACGGGGUGCGGGUGUUUCCGCCGGCCACCCACCCGCGACACUGCUCCCUCACCUGCCCGCUGUGCCACCGGAGCGUCUCCCUGGACGAGCGGGGGCUCCGGGGUUUCCCCCGGAACCGACUGCUGGAGGCCAUCGUGACGCGGUACCAGCAGAACCGCCGCGCGUCCGCCGCCUCUUCUUCUUCCGCGGUGAAGUGCCAGCUGUGCGACCGCAACCCGGUGGACGCGGCGGUGAUGUGCGAGCAGUGCGACGUGUACUACUGUAACGCCUGCCAGCAGAGGUGCCACCCGUCCCGCGGUCCGCUCGCCAAGCACCGCCUGGUGCCGCCGCCGAACCAAGCGGCGGGAGGCGGCGCGGCAAGCGGAGGCGGCGGCGCUCAGCAGCCGCCUGCCACCGCGCGGAAACCGGCGACCUGCGUGGAUCAUGAGGUGGAAAACUUCAGCAUGUACUGCUACAGCUGCAAGAUCCCGGUGUGUAUGAAGUGUCUGGAGGAGGGAAAACACGCCAAACACGACGUUAAGACGCUGGCUAUGAUGUGGAAACAACACAAGUGCCAGAUCUCCCAGGCCCUGAAUGGCGUCUCCGACAAAGCUAAAGAUGCCAAGGAGUUCCUGGUUCAACUCAAGAACAUGCUUCAGCAGAUACAGGAGAAUGGCGUGGAGUUUGAAGCUUGCCUCGUGGCCCAGUGUGACUCGCUGAUCGAGGCGCUCACUAGACAGAAAGCCAAACUGCUCACCAAAGUCACCAAGGAGAAGGAGUACAAGCUAAAGGUGGUGCGUGACCAGAUCACCCACUGCACCAUGAAGCUACGUCAGACCACCGGUAUGAUGGAGUACUGCCUGGAAGUCCUCAAGGAGAACGAUCCAAGUGGAUUCCUCCAGAUCUCAGAUGCUCUGAUCAAGCGGGUGACAUCGUCUCAGGAUCAGUGGGUGAAAGGGGCCCUGGAGCCAAAAGUAGGACCCGAGUUUGACCUCACCCUCAACACCGACUCGCUGCUCCAGACCAUCCUGCAGCUGGACUUCUGCCAGGGCAAAGAUGUGCAGGAGAGUCCGUUAAUGAAACAAAUGCAGGCAGCAGACAGUGGUGAGGCUGAGAUGGAGACAGAAAGCCCCGGAGUAGAGCCUGGACCUGCAGUGCCGGCGGCUCCUCUCCUGCAGCUAGAGAAGUGCUGCACCAGGAACAACAGCGCCACCCUGGCCUGGAGGGUAACCGCGCCCCCUGCCAGCCCCAUCGAGGGGUACAUCCUGGAGCUAGACGACGGCAACGGAGGACAGUACAGGGAGGUGUAUGUGGGGAAGGAGACGGUGUGUACGGUGGACGGCCUCCAUUUUAACAGCUCCUACAAUGCCAGGGUGAAGGCCUACAAUGCCAUCGGUGUGGGGCCGUACAGCAAGACUGUGGUGCUCAAGACCUCGGACGUGGCUUGGUUCUCCUUCGACCCCACCACAGCUCAUCGGGACAUCGUUCUGUCAAACGAAAACCAAACGGUCACCUGUAGCAGCUACGAUGACCGUGUGGUGCUGGGAACUGCUGCUUUUUCCAAAGGGAUUCACUACUGGGAGGUCAGCAUCGAUCGCUAUGACAACCACCCAGACCCUGCCUUUGGCGUGGCGAGGAUCAACACCAUGAAAGACAUGAUGUUGGGGAAAGAUGACAAGGCGUGGGCCAUGUAUGUGGACAACAAUCGCUCCUGGUUCAUGCACAACAACUCCCACACCAACAGGGCAGAGGGAGGCAUCACUAAGGGCUCGACCGUGGGUAUCCUGCUGGACCUGACCAAACACACACUGACUUUCUACAUCAACAAGGAGCAGCAUGGUCCGACUGCCUUCGAGAACCUGGAUGGUGUCUUUGUACCCGCUGUCAGCCUCAACAGAAAUGUGCAGGUGACCUUAGUGACGGGCCUGGAGGUGCCAAAGAAUACCAAACAGUAGGAGAUCCCUCCUCCCCCCGAGCGCGCCGAGAUACAAACCAACGAUGUCAUAUGCAGUUCGCUCCCACGUGAACCUUAUCCAGUCACAUCAGAUGGGAUUUACCCGUCUCCCAUUCGUCUCAAGGUGCCCUUUGUCUUGGAUAUACUUCAGUGUGAAACCCUGCUCCAUAAUUUGCAACAAAGGAUUAAAAUCUGGGUUAUUAUUGGCUAUACAUGAUGGUUGAUGAUGGAUGUCACAACAGAGAUGACGGGACUUACUGUGGAUCGCCAUACUUUUUUCAUAUCCCAGUUUUUGCCCAGGAUACUAACACAAAUCUUAUUAUUCCAGCUUGUACCUUCCAGAAAUUUUAACAAAAAGGAAAAUGCAGCCUGAAACCUCUCCUGGAGGCCUGAGACUAAAAUAAUCGACCCUCUCACUUUGACAGAAUCAAUGGUUAAGACUCCCACACUGUGCAGUGAAAUGAUGUUGUGCUUCAGUUUCUCUAUUUAAGAUUUUCUGAGCUUUUUAACGAUUAAUUUAAAGAAUAAAAAUAACAUCACCAUCAGUUUUAAAGAGUCCACAACAACGAGGUGCUUCUGGGAGGCGAGAGAGAAACGAUUCAGCAGUGUUUAUUGAUGCUUCUCUCUCAGGUGUCUUUACAGCUCACAAGGUAAAACCAGAUGAAGGGAGUGUUUUGUAGGGGUUGUUGCGGCACCGUGGGAUGUUUCAGUCAUGAAAUAUUUAAAAGCUACGCUUUCGGUGCACAUUUUUAUCCCAGUUGUGGCUCCAACAACACUGCCUUCUCUGUUUUUUUUACUUUUUCUCUAUUGCAUACAAAGUGGCAUAAAGAUUGUUUGGUGCUGCUGUCAAAGUGGUUUACACACUGAGGUCAAACGCUGGGAAGGAUUGGGCUCAAUUCCAUUUCAUUUUUCAGUAAUGUGACAGAUCUGCUGUCUAAAUUUAUUUUGGUGCAUUUUUUUGCAGUCGUGGUGUCUUGAUUAGGAUUGUUUGGGGGAUUUUAAGUGGCUGUCAUCGUAAUUUUUGAAAAGGGAGAAAUUAAGUUGAAUUUCUGGUAGUAUGGGAUUUCACAGUCACCGUUUAUUUACCCUACAUCUGUCUGCCUCAAUUGGUUGAAUAAAAGGAAAAGAUUCAGCAGAGACCAAAUGAGAUGAGCCGCAAACUUAAUUUUGCCUCCUAAACUGGUUAAAGGUUUACACUUUUUAUGGCGAUAGCCGUGGCCGGAAGCAUUAUGUUUUCGUGUUGUCCGUCUGUUCAUCCGUCCCAUUCUUGUGAACACGAUAUUUCAACUAUGCCUUGAGGGAAUUUCUUCAAAUUUGGCACAAAUGUCCACUUGGACUCAACGAUGAACUAAUUUGAUUUUGAUGGUCCAAGGUCAAAGUCACUGUGACCUUGCAUCUGUCUCAUUCUUGUGAAUGCAAUAUUUAAGAAGGCCUUACGUAAGUUUUCUCAAAUUUGGCACAAACGUCCACUUGGACUCAAGAAUCAACUGAUUAGAACUUGGUGGUUUAAGGUCAAAGGUCACUGUGAUCUCACAAAACAUGUUUUUGGCCCUAACUCAAGAAUUCUUAAGCUGAUUAUGACAAAUUUUUACACGAAUGUCUAAUAGAAUAUAACGAUGAAGUGAUGACAUUUUAUAUUCAAAAGGUCAAAGGUCAACCUCACUGUGACAUCAUAAUGUUCUGCAAAAACACUUUUCUGGCCCUUACUCAACAUCAUAUCUCAGGAACAGAAGGGGAGACAUUUGGUCAGAUACUGAAGUGGUGCCACUAAUCUUGGGUGUCCACCUUGAAACUGUGCUGAUUGUAUAGAUUUUCUAUGCUUUCACCAUAUUUUCACAGACGUGGAUGUAAACUGAAACUAUAAACUUCGUGGGUUCGUGGAGGCAAACAAGCACGAGUCGAUAAUUCUAGUUUUACCUUUUGACAGAGUCAGGCUAGCUGUUUCCUCAUUUCCAUCAAGGACAUUAUAAAGAUGAGUUGUCGUGGCGUAAAUCAGGUCAUAUUAUUGGAGUACAACACAUAAACUGGGAACAUGGGGAUGAUUAAUUCCACUGAGGCUGAGGCUGAGGCAUUGGCAGUUGGCGCUGAGUCAGAAUAUAUUUUAUACAAAAAAUGAAGAUAUGGGUGAGAAUAACAAUUCUGCCAUUAGUGAAAAAUUCCUUAAUAAAAGCCCAUAAGCAAAUGCUGUCAAUAUGAAAAUGUUCUAUUGUAGGUCAGCUGCCAUCCGUUCAAGCCUAGCCAAAAAGUUCUCUAAGGCCGAACCCACCCAAGGAGGAUUAAGAGAGCGCAGCCAAAGAGCACCUGAGUGGACACCAUUUUUGUAUUUCUAGCAAUGUCUGCUGUAACCCUCCAACAUCGCAGCUCCAGUUACAUUGUGCAUGUGUCAUACCCCAAACCUCCAUGGCAUCAAAGACUGUGUCCUAGCCUUCAUUGAAUAGCCUUGAUUUCCACUCCUUAUGCUAAGCUAAGCUGACCAGUUUAUGACCAGAUAUUAGCUUAAUUUUUAUGCUACAAACAUGAGAGUGGUAUCAAUCUUGUUUAACUCAUCUAAUAAGCGUAUUUUACAAAAUGUCAAACUAUUCCUUUACAUUUAUAGAAAGAACAGACUGCUACAUUUCCCUACAAAUGUAAAAAUUAAGUUUCUCUUUGGAUUAUUGACUCAAAUGCAUGCUAGCAUGUACAAACAGUGCACAAAGGGCUUGAUAACACUGUAUAAAAAGCAAGUGAAAAGGCAGUAGUUCAUAUACAGAGGACCUACACAGCAAAGUCUUAGUGUUUAAGAGCUUAAAUGACAUCAGUUCCAAUUUCGAGUCUGUCAUGUUCCUCCAGUCUGACAUAUUUGCUAUUAGCAAUAUGCAUUGCAUGCCAUAAACUAAAUUCAUUGAUUCUUUGAGUGACUGAAAUUAGUUUCUUUGGGAAUUAAAAUCAGAUUUACCGCUUAACAUCCAGUUUUCCCACUUUAAUUCCCCUUAAGUAACUGUAAGGUUAAAAUCCUCUUAUUCACCCUGACUGACAGCAUCAUUAUACUCUGCAUACAUUAUAUUCCCAAGACUCCAUGUUUUAUCUUGUGUAUCAUGUUAUAAACAUUUCCAAACAUUCAGUCCGGCAUAUUUUUGUAAUCUUCGAGAUCUCCACUUGAAUUUUAAAUUAAGCUCUCUGGGGUUGAAUUAAUCAGCAUCAGUAGUGACUAAACCACUGGUGUGUCAAUGAGGUCAGAGGUUAAACUCUGCCUGCAGCUUUAAAUAAAAACACGAGAGCUUGUGUUAAUUUGGGUGCUAAAACUACAAAAUGGUGUGCAAACAGUUUGUACCUUGUCCUGCUGAAUGAAUCAAAAUGAAGGAACAAGGUUGAUUGGUUGCCUGCAGGAGCAUUUACUGCCUCCAUGUUUUCCCUGCAGCCUCUCCCAGGCUCGCAAUCACAUUUAUCUCAAGAGGAAAUGUUUUCACCUUGAGGGAUGAAUGUCCGAAGAUGCUGAAAUGAAAUGGAACUGAGCCAAACCUUAUUUUGUUUUAUAAGUCCAACAGCUACUAUAAUACAUCAGAAGUCGAUGAGAAAAGUGCGGUUGUCUCAUGGUAAUUUUAUUCUGUGCUCAUCACUCAGUCUCUCUGUAGAUAUCCAUUUCAGGCACCUUUAAUGUGUCGGGCUGAAAAUGAUCUUGAAAAGUCACAUCAGGUAAAAGCUACGUUUGCUGCUACGCUUCUCAUCAGGGAUUGGAUAUGGCAGCCUGUAGAGGACAGUAGCUUCGAAAUUCAACCAAACCACUGUGACUACGGAUAUCAGAUGUUUUACCACACAUUACCCAUGUGGAUUUUAUCUCGAAUGCAGCAGAGGAUGGAGAAGUUUGCUUCUGAAUUCAUUUAAUAUUUAUUAUGAUAUGUGAAAUAUUUCUAUUCCCUAUAACGUUGUGAGUGUGAGAGACACACCUGCCAUACAAAGAUUGGGUUUACGUGUGAGUGAAGAUCCACAAACAAAUGUAAAUAGUGACAUGUGAGUUAUGAUUAUGACAUGUGAUAUUAAGCAUGGAUUAAGCGUCGAACAAGUUUACAAAAUAUCUGAAGCUGUACUGUAAAUAGUGUACUGUAUUACUGUCUUUGCAAUGAGUGAUGUUAAAGCCAACUGCUACGACAGCUCGCCCUCUGCUGGUGGACGGUAGCGACAACAGGAUUGAUGAACUGAUCCUCUUGUUACAUUUAACCGACUGUGUUUUCAGACCUUUAAACGCUGACUUUAAAAAAAGCUGUCGGCAAACGUGUUGCCUGACGAGCUCCUACUAUAACUUGUAUCAUCAACUAUCUCAUGAUAUUCAAACAUUUAAUCAGGGACAUGAAAUAGCAGUCAUUUACAUUUCUACAGGUUUUUAUAUAUGUUUACAGAUUAUUAUGAAUGCAGGCAGCACUUAAAUGUCACCUAACACAACAUAUUUAAUUUAAAUUAUUAGUUCCACACAAACUUUAAAUAUGCCAGGUGACUGAACAGAUAUACAGUAAAUAAAAGUAGGUAUUUCUUACUGGAAUUAGUGACGUCUAUUUUCAAUACAACAGCAGAAAUAUUAUAAAAUGUGUUAGCCUGUGGUUACCUUCUGUUUAAAUUUAAUUGUAGAGCACUAGAGUAGUAAUUAGUGAUACUUAAAUGAUAGGUAAAUAUUACCCUUCUUUUUUACUUCAUGUUUUAAUUAUCAAAGACAAUGGAAAUGUGGAUGGGAUUAUGUAUUUUUUAUGAAUCAAAAUUCUUACCUAGAUUGUUUUCCCAUUUGCACCCCAGAACAGCAAACGGCAGGUAUAUUAGGCCACCAUUUUGAUAUGUCAACUACAGCAUCUUACCUGGGUUUUUGCACUUGAUGCUGCAUUCAAAGUAUGUGGGAAAGUUCACAGCUACAGUUUAUAUAUUAACAAUUAGGGCUGGGCGAUAUGUAGAAAAUCAGAUAUCACAAUAUUUUUGCCCAUAUUCCUCAAUAUUGAUAUUGCGACGAUACUGUAGGGUUGAAUAUUGGUGCUUUCACAAAAUAUUUACACAAGAUUUUCAUUCAAUUAAAUCACUUAACUGAAACGCAGCCCUUAAAACCAGGAAAAGACAACACUUGAGAUAUUAUGAUAUUUAAUCUAUUGGGGACGGCAGUAGGUCAGUCCACAGGGACCUGGGUUAGGAACCAGAGGGUCGCUGGUCCAAGUCCAUGUUCGUACCAGGUAUAGACUGAGGACUGGCAGCUGGAGAGGUGCCAGUCCCCCUCCUGGGCACUAAACCCCCAACUGCAAGCCCCCCUUGCUUUGACAUCUCCACAUUUAAUGCAUGUAUAGGUCCUGUCUGUGCAUGUGUGUAUUCCGGGCCUGUAUGUAUAUGACUACAGAGUGAUAAAAACUGAAUUUCCCCUCGGGGAUUAAUAAAGCAUAUCUUCUUCUAUUAAAAUCUAAGAUGAUAUUGAGUCUCAUAUCAUGACAUUGAUAUAAUACUGAUACUGUACAUUGCCCAGCCCUAAUAACAAUAAAUCAAAUGACUGUGUAAUUCUGCAGUUAAUGUUGGCUUCAUGGAUCGUUUUAGCAUCUUUCAGCUCGUUGUUUUGGCCUUUAACUUUACUGUUUUGAUUCACUCUCAUUGCUCACAUAGCAUCGUUUUCAGCUGCAGCUGUUUUCAGUGAAAUAGCUCUAAAACCUGCUGUACACUACCUGCUCAGCUCCAAACAGCUGACAGAUAGAGUAAGUGACACGCUGGUGAAUUUAGCAUUCAGCAGCUGAACCAGAUAGUUAUCUCAGAAGGUUGGUGGGUGGCCAAAAACAUAACAUAAAUACGUGAUAAUGUGCUAUGUCUGCUGGAUGUGUAAAUAGAUUGGUCAUUUAAAAGGUGACAAGAGAGUGCUGCAGGAUAAGUCCUAAAACCUGGAACUGAGUUUGCAUUUUAGCACUCCUGGUUCCCAUGUCUUUAAGUCAAUGGAUUUUUUAAAUGUCAGUCACCUGAAAUAAGGUAUGUGGUUAACACAAGCUUAAGAGACUUUCACGUUGUGUUCUACAAUAUAAAAUAUGUCGGCAAAUACUCUUAUACUCUAUUUUGAAGCUUGUUGGUGUCUUAAAAAAGAUGGUGGCCUCAUUUUGGUGACGACGUUAAAGUCAUGAGACCAUGGUGUAAUUUGUUCAUAGCCUAACAUUAGCUUUUUACUUGUAGUGAUUGCAUUACCCUUCAAAAAAUUAUAAAACUGGUGUUCAUUUGUGAAGAUUACCUUGCUGAACAAAAUGUUUAAGUAUCAUAAACAUUUGUUUGCCACAGAGCUUAUUUUCUGCAGUACUCCAAAAUCCAGUGGAAAUAUCCCAUAGGUGUCUUUGUGGAGGGAACCAGGGGGGCGCCAACUUCUGCGUCAGCCUAUAAGAAAACAUAAAUCUACAGCACUCUGUAUGUCAGUGUUGUCACAGCUUUGUUUCUGCUGCCCCCAAGUGGCCAGAAAAAGCAGGUAUUUCAUUACAAACAACAAAUAAGGCAAUAAAAUCCAAAGAAAAUUAUUUAAUUUGAAAUUUAGUGACCAUCCACAAUGUUCUUAUUAGCAUUUAUAUUUACCAUCUUUCCCACAUGACAUGAAUGCAGCAUUAGUGUCAAAGCCAGGACUUGAAUUAGUUUCCCUCGACCCAGAAAGCAAACAUCUAUCAGCCAAAGGGGAAUUUUUCCUGACCUGCCCCAGACUGCCAGCUUUCUGAUAAAGGCCUGGGAUGAAGCACUGCCCAGCUCCCUCUCAGUGCUUUUUAUCUCUUCUGAGAAAAAACGCUACAUGGACACAAGGCCUCAGGUCUACAUUUGCAUCAUGUGAGGCUCUCUGGCUGCUCAGCCUUACCCUCUGACCGUCCUCCCACCUCCCACACCAGAGGAGCGACAAUCCCCAGAGUUUGACUUUGCUGUCACCAGAAAUAGAUUUUAAGCCCAUGAGCAAAGUGAGACAUCUAUCGCAUAACCUGAGGGGAACCAUUUCCUUCAUCUGAAAGUCUGGCUGAUUUGGGGUUACAUGUCUGCGGGCUGUGUUGGUGUCAAAAUGGUGCAGAGGGAAUAGAAGCUGAAAGUAAAGGUGUUAGGUGGAGGCUCAGAGAGUCAGACAAUGUAUCAGGUAAAAUCAGGUUACACCUUUCACUUUUUUUUGCAAUAUUAAAAUCAAAACAGAUCUUUAUGUGACAGAUACGAACGAAAAUCACACCUAAAGUCAUUGUAGUCACUCCUGUCUAGAAACGGUAUUGUCAGAGUGCUUGUAUGGCAUGUCCCUUUGCCCCAACACUUACCCACCCAUGAAUGUGAGAUUUAAUUUAAUGGUGCUGGGGGGAAAAGCAUGUCACUACUGUUAGCUAUUUAACUUUACGAAUGGCAGAUUUAUUUACUCUAUAAAGUCUGUAAAUAUAUUUAAUUACAUAUUUAUUUUCUUUUGUAUAUUGCCCUCAAGUUGUUCAGUAUAGAAGUUGAAUGGCUACUGAGUAUAUAUAUCUAUGGUGAAUCGCCAAGGGUUGCAGGUUUAAAAAAAAAAAAAAAAGCAAACAGCUACAAAAUCUUCAACAUAAACCAGACUCGCUUACAGCUUGAAACAAUGUGCUGCAGAUAAGCUUCAUAUUUCCUCAUGCGCGUCCUUUUUUGAAAUGUAUAAAUGACACAAAAGCUGCUUCAAAGAAACGGUGUGAGAAUUUGUGACCUCACCCAGCCGCACACUGCCAGAUCACACCUCUUGUUUCGCUGCCACCGUCGUUGUUGCUCAAAAUCCAUUGACUUUUUUUCUCCCUUUCACAAAAUGAAAAGUUUUCUGUGGAGAUCUGUGAUGUUUACACCUCGAACGCAGCUUCUCGAGGCUGUCAGGAAGUCGUGUACAUAAGGGUUUUACAACAAGAGAGAAACGACUUCCUCAUGGUCCAUUCAGAGUGUUUGUAUGUGUGUGUUUUCAUGAAAACGUCUGCCAAGACUUUACGUGUGUGUACAUUGUUUGUUUUUUUA
Epinephelus moara (kelp grouper) is the source of this 10305-nucleotide messenger RNA. Its product is annotated as E3 ubiquitin-protein ligase TRIM9. NCBI's taxonomy places the organism in Eukaryota, Metazoa, Chordata, Actinopteri, Perciformes, Serranidae. Bases 176 to 2362 code for a protein of 728 amino acids. The record is from RefSeq and is a predicted model, not a curated record. The transcript is spliced from 12 exons. Gene Ontology annotation, molecular function: zinc ion binding; protein binding.